This is a messenger RNA of Drosophila hydei, 855 nucleotides long. Its product is annotated as trypsin alpha-3. The record is from RefSeq and is a predicted model, not a curated record. Gene Ontology annotation, biological process: proteolysis. The coding region runs from base 16 to 855 and encodes 279 amino acids. The transcript has a single exon. Gene Ontology annotation, molecular function: serine-type endopeptidase activity. Lineage: Eukaryota; Metazoa; Arthropoda; Insecta; Diptera; Drosophilidae.
UUCCACAACAGCAAGAUGAGUUUGGUGACAUUGCUUUGGACCAUUUUUGCCGUUGCUGCUGGUAGCAGUGCCACGCCCCAAUAUGAUGGACGCAUUGUGGGCGGUCAGGUGACGGAUAUACGCGAUUUCCCAUACCAGGCAUCCAUACAGCUGAAUGGCCAGCAUAUUUGUGGCGGUGCCAUUAUCGGGGAUUACUUCAUACUGACCGCUGCCCAUUGCUUUGAGGAACCGUGGACUGAGCUCGAUUACAGCGUGCGGCUAGGCGCCACAGAGCACAAAACUGGCGGCGAGCUGCUCAGCCUGCGGCAGAUUAUACGCCACGGAGCCUACAAUAGCCAGACGCACGAUAAUGACCUGGCCCUCUUGCUGCUGAAUGCGCAGCUGAACUAUACUGAGAACCUGCAAGCUGUAAGCCUGGCUGGCGCAGGGGACAUACUUACGGCCGACACGCGGCUUUACGUUAGCGGUUGGGGCUACCAGAGCGAAGGCGGUGAGGAGGGUGUGUCACCUGCUCUGCGGUACGUGGAUGUGUCGCAUGUGGAGCCGGGCGUCUGUCGUCUCGCUUAUGGCAAGGUGCUACCCAUUACCCAACGUAUGCUCUGCGCUGCACGGGAGGGUCACGACAGUUGUCAAGGUGAUUCCGGUGGUCCACUUGUUGGUUAUGCGCCCGGCAGUGCUCGGGGCAAGCUUUAUGGUAUUGUCUCGUGGGGCUUGGGCUGCGCCCAGAAAGAAUAUCCGGGCGUCUAUGCGAAUGUGGCAGCAUUUAGGAAUUGGAUUGAUGCUCAGGUGGGUGCCUGGGGCUGGAAUACCCUCAUCAAUGGCUGGAGUGGACUGCAAAGGGUGAAUGAGGUAUAG